Messenger RNA from Cucurbita moschata (crookneck pumpkin), 5795 nucleotides. Its product is annotated as BUD13 homolog. Gene Ontology annotation, cellular component: RES complex; U2-type spliceosomal complex. The record is from RefSeq and is a predicted model, not a curated record. Lineage: Eukaryota; Viridiplantae; Streptophyta; Magnoliopsida; Cucurbitales; Cucurbitaceae. Gene Ontology annotation, biological process: mRNA splicing, via spliceosome. Gene Ontology annotation, molecular function: RNA binding.
UUACUUGAUUCGGGGAAUCUCUCCGGCGUGAGCUCCGUUUGCGAGAAACCCCACGCGAACCUCGGCCAGCAGCGGCGUCCGGCCCUUGCUGUUUCACGCGACGCUUCAGCUGGCAGUUCGAUUCGUAGCGGUGCAAGCUUCUGACUAGCAGUUGAAUUUGAAGGCAGCUUUCAGCCAUUACCCACGCUCAAACAACCUCAGACAUCAAUACCCACUCUAUUUUUGGAUUGAUUUUGAGUGCCCACAGCUUAGAUUCCCAAUCGGAGGACCCACGAAGGACGACUUUAGAUCUGAGAGUUCUAAUCGAAUCCAACACCAACCAGCAAGGAUUCGAGUCCUUUUAGAUAAGAUUCAUUGGGUAAAGAUGCUCAAAAUUCCUUUUGAACUCAAAUGAAGUGUUUUAAAAUUGUUCUUUACACUUGGAAGCUCUUUCUUAGACUAGUUUUGGACUCCUUUGAAAACUUUUCAGCAAAGACUGGAGUCGUUUUUGAUAAGAUUGAGGUGGUGCAGUUCUGUUUGGACCUUUUCAAAUUCAUAUUAGUGCUAUAAUUAGCUUCUAACCUUUAGAACUAUCCUAUUUGUAGUUUUGGACUAAAUUCGGACUGUUUGGUCAAUGAUUAAGGUUGUUAGUGGGUAAGAAAUAGUUGAUAAACCCUCCUGAACAGCCAUUAACUUCGAUUAAGGUUUUGGAACUGAGUUCUAACCUUCAGACCAUGAUCUUGUUGUUUCAGGAGCCUAUUGACUAGUUUAGGAACACAACAGGAGUAGAAUUCUAACUGUUGGGUCUGUUUGCUGUUUGCUAAGCAUGCUGCAGUAUUUAAUUGCUUAUGUUACUUGAUGUACGCUUAUUUGAACUAUGUUGCUUCUGAUGAAUCUUGAGAAUGUUGAGUAUGUUGGGUGAACAAGUUAGUCUGUUACAUUGUCUUAAUGUUGAACUUGAGAUUAAUUAGGUAUUAAAGUUUGGUAAUGUGCCCUAAUUUAGCAUAAAAAUUUGGGGAUGUUAUAGUUGAUAUCAAAGCGAAGUGGUCCCUAAAUAUUGUCCUAGAAACAGGUUGCUAAGUCAGAGUUAAUGGCCUUUCUCAUUCUCCUCUCAUCACUUGAUGGAGUUUAGUGCAUCCAUUAAUGGUUUGCAUGGAUGACCUACAAUGUUGGGCUUGAUUCAAGGAUCUAUCGAUUGAUCAAUACCUCCUUGAUGCUAUAGAAUAAGGUAUAGAAGCGGAGUUUUCAUUACUCACUCAAGGGAGCAUGUCAGUGAUACAAUAUGAGAGGGGGUAUGUUGAAUUUUCUUGCUUUACUCUUUAUCAGAUCGACACAGAAACGAGGAAGGUGGGGAGGUUUAUUGAGGGCCUUCGUAAAGAUAUAAAAGGACUAAUAGCAUUUCGACGACUGAAUGCUUAUGCCGCUGUAGUUAUGAGUGCCAUGAUUUUAGAUAGAGAUGUUCCAAGACUGGAGUAGCCUGAAGAAGUAGGCACUUCAUUUGGGGUUAAAAGGAAGCGACAUGAUGACCCUACAAAGAGUUAUGCUCUAUGUUGACUAAACAUGAGGUUAACCCUUCACCAAGAGAAGGACCUAGGAAGACCUUGGCAAGAGAGACUAAGAUCCCAAGAAACCAAAAAAGUCUCUUAGGAAAGGUGCAACCACUUUUUGUGAUCAGGCCUACUUAUAGAAUCAAGAGAAAAUCUCCUUUUCUAUCUACUCAAUCUCAGGGGGUUCCUCAACAAUAAGCAAUUUACUUGUUUCUUAUGCCCUUUGUUUACAAAAGCAUCACUUUGAGCCAUGCUGAACAAAGUAGAGAGCUUGUUUCAAUUGUGGUAGAAAGGGACACUUUGCAAGGUCGUGUCUGACCAAGGGUGAGCAAAAUUCUCACAAGCCAACACCCAAAGCUAUUUUAGCACGAACACAAGGAGGCUAGUAGAAAGCACAUGUUUUUGCUCAUAGAGGAAGCUGUGGGAUAUGCUAACAUAGUUGCAACAGGAACACUACCCUAGACUCGUACCUUUUAUUUGCUUCUCACCCACUGUAUGUUUUGUUAAUUUGUUACACUAGGACUAUUCUUGGUCCUUAGUGUUCCAUCUUUUGUUUUCUUGACGAUUGUUUGUUAAGUGAUCUUAGAGCUAGAGCUGUUUGGCUAAUUUAGGUGUCCACACCAAUCUGGCCAAAGGUUUAAGUUUAGGAGUGACUUGGUAAAGAAGAGAUGAAAUCAAGGCCAAGUGUUCAAAGUUAUUAGACCUAGCAACUUUCACGGACGGCUAUUUUUAAAGGUGGAGAGUUUGUAACGUCUCGCAUUUCAGGAAAAAAAAGUGAAAGAAGAAGAAUAGAAAAGAAAGAAAGAGAAGAAGAAAUUGAAGAAGUGAAAGACAAAGAAAGGAGAAGAAGAGAAGAAAGAAAGAGAAAUAGAAAGAGAAAUGGAGGCGAGAUGUAAUGCGCUAUGUUCUUCCCUAAGAUUAAUUUCUACUUUUGACAUAUAUUUUGGAUUAAUUUAGUUCUUAUUGGAUUUGUUGGAGUUAUUAAUUUUGAUAAUUUAAUUAAGUGAAGCUUGAAAAGUCCAAGUUAUUUCUCCCCAUGUUUGGAAUAUAGUGUAGCUUUGAGUUGUAGAAAAAGAAAAGGAAAUGAAAAGGGAAGAAAAAAGGAAAAUAAAAGAAUGAGAAAAAAAAAGGAGCACAAGAAACAAAAUCUGUUCUUCUUCCCGCAUAUUGCUGCCCCCAAUGUCGUCUAUUUGUUGCAUUCCUCUCGUUCACUUGGGCCUGUAUAGGACUCUGUCGAUGAAAUGUCCAUAUCCAGUUCAUUCUUCAGAAUCAUAUCACAUUCUAGAUCCGAUGAAAUAGGAUGCAUUGAGAUGAUAUUUUAUAAAUACCUAAUUGAGAUGAACUGUCCAUAUGCAGUUCAUCCAUUGGAACCAUAUCACAUUCCAAAUAAAAUAUGAUGGAAUAGGAUGAAUUGAGAUGGUAUCUUGUUACUAUUUCCUUGCUUUCCAAUCGCCUGAAAGUAACAAAAGAACCAUCUUGUUUUUCUUCAUCAAUUUUUGCUUGUUGUUCAGUGCGAUGGUUUCGAUCACUGCUCCAUACGACUAUUUUUAUGCAUUUCUCUUCCAGCGACCAUGCAGCUGUUUUCAUCUCUAAUGAUACCCUCGAGCUGAAGGACAGUGACAACGUGCUUUGGGUGACAAUGACCCAAGUGUAAUCUCUUAAGUGCAUUUUCUUGGCUGUUCAUCGAUCCUUGGCCGUGACCUACACUCCAGACAAUCCCAAAUCAGAUUGCCAUAAUGUUUAAAGUUCAGAUCCGUGAGUUAGAAUCUUUUCACCAACAAGAAUCUGAACCCUUUGGUAAGAAUCUAGUUACUAUGAACUCUUUCGUAUUUGAUUGAAGUACACAAGAUUAGCUUCUUGCCAUUGGAUCCCUUGAAGUUUAGGUUUGGAUCGGCCAUUUUGAGACAUUAAGGACUAUGUUAGGUUGAUAUGAGGACAUUUGGCUGUGGCUUUUCUGUAAGUUGCUAACAAGGGUUGGGGAGAUUAAACGAUGUCUGCGAAAUCAAAGUCCCUUAAGGAAUAUCUUAAACGCUAUGAAAGUAACACCGAGGUGGAUAAGAAAAAGAAGAAGAAAAAGAAGAGGACCGCAACAGCAACCAAACCAAAUGCUCUAGGUUUAGUCGUGGACGAAGAUCCUGUCUGGCAGAAGCCAAUAAUUAUUGAAGAGGAUAAUGUUGAUAAUUCGACUGAUGAGGAGCCCCAAGUCGAUGAAGAUAUUGAGGUUACGAGAAUGAGGAGGCUUGAAGAACUAAAAGCAAAGCGACCAUAUAAUUCCAUAAGUGAAGAUGGAAGUGGUUGGGUUUCACUCUCUCCAAACCAUGCAAAUUCUAGCAUGGUGAAUGGUGAUUUAUCUCCAUCUCGUAGAACAAGAGCUCGGAAUGAUACACCUUCUCCAUCUAAUGAGUUGAAGCCUUCAGUAUCUGGUGAAGAAGGUGAAGAUUUUUCACCUCCACGGAGGAGGCAGAGGCAAAAUCCUGGCUCACUUGAACACGAGGAAAUGUCUACAAACUCUAAGUCUCCAAGAUCUGACUUAUCUCAACCACAAAAGCAGAAUGUUUAUAGAGAUUGUGCACAGAAAGAUAUUGACCUAUCACCUCCACGACAGCGAAGGAAACGUUACCAUACUCCCUCCCCUGAAUCCGAUGUAAAACCUGCACGAUCUGUUUCUCCACAGUCUGAUUUGUCACCACCUCGGAGAUCUGAUAGGCAGGCGUCUAAAGCAAAUUUAGGGGGCAAUCACAAGGCUGCAGGGUUAUCUGACCUUUCUCCUCCUCGACGAAGAACUUCAGGCUAUGCUGAUGGUGCUCAUAUAUCACAUGGAUCUGAUCUUUCACCUCCAAGGAAACAAAGUAAGGAUGUGAGGAGAGAUCGAUCACUUUCAGAUAAGCAUUUGCAGAGCCAUAUUGUUACUGAUGAUUCACAAGAAUCACCAGCAGAUCUUUCUCCACAUAGGAAAAUGCAAAAAGCACUGCCGGUUUCAGUCUCCUUUAAACAGGCACGGAAGACUGGUUUGCUUACUCAGAAAGAGUUUGGGGAAGAAAUGUCUAAAACUAACAAAGAGGACUGGACGAGGUUUAAAGAGAUGAAUCCUUCUGCAAGUAGUAACGCAGAGCCUGUGUAUCGAGACAAGAUUAAAGGUUAGGCAAUCGACAAAGAGGAAUUCUUAAAAGCACGAGGAAAAAUAGAAGAAAAGCCCAAGGAAAUAAAAUUGGAAUGGGGCAAGGGCUUAGCUCAAAAACGAGAAGCUGAAGCUGAACGUAUGGAAUUAGAACUCGAGAAGGAUAGACCAUUUGCACGGUCAAGUAAUGAUGCCGAGCUUGACUCAAUGUUGAGGGAGAGACUGAGAUGGGGCGAUCCCAUGGCACAUUUGGUGAAGAAAAAGCAAUCUGAGAUGGCUCUUCCUGAUCUAGGAGACAGUGAGAAGAUGAAGGAAUCAGGUUUCAUUAUUCCGCAGGAUAUUCCACCUCACAGCUGGCUAAAGAGGGGAUUGGAUGCUGCACCCAAUCGAUAUGGUAUAAGACCAGGAAGACAUUGGGAUGGAGUCGAUCGUAGCAACGGAUUCGAGAAGCAAAUGUUCAAGAGGAUGAACGAGAAACGAGCUACUGAAAGGGAAGCAUAUCUUUGGUCUGUGUCUGAUAUGUAACAUGAAAGGAUGGUGUGCUUAGAUGGAAGAUAUCACAUCUUUUCGAGGUCUUGUUUUCUUAUAAUUAUGUUAAGAUUUUGUUUACACAGCACGUGUUUGGACGUGGGAGGGAACGACACGUGUUUGGACGUGGGAGGGAAGCGAUCACCUAACCUUCAAUGUAAGGGUUGAUCUUCCGAACUAGAAACUGGCGAAUGUGACGGGUCAAAUGCCUCUACCGCGACUAAAGAAGACAAACUACGAGAAUUAGGGCAUUCAAAUGAAAGCUCUUCUCGGUUCUCAAGAUGCAUGGGAGGUGGUCGAAGAAGGUUUUGAAGAAUCAAAAGGUAUCACGGGUUAUACGACGGCACAAAACAAGGUGUUGAAAGAGGUACGAUCAAAGGAUAAGGUGGCACUAUACAUUUUGAUCCGAGCCUUUGACGAGUCGGGGUUUGAGAAGAUUGCCAGUGCAACUACUUCAAAAGAAACGUUGGAUAUUUUAGAAAAAGUGUUCAAAGGAGCCAACCUAAUCAAAGGAAGUGCUCUCAAUAGUAUAAAUGUAAUUCUAAAAUGGUAGGAUAUCUCUUGAUCAUGAAUAAUACUCUCAAUAGUCCAAAUAUAACUUUUGAAACAAAACAAAUCUUAUU